This is a messenger RNA of Helobdella robusta, 859 nucleotides long. RefSeq lists its product as hypothetical. Gene Ontology annotation, molecular function: 6-phosphofructo-2-kinase activity; fructose-2,6-bisphosphate 2-phosphatase activity; ATP binding. The record is from RefSeq and is a predicted model, not a curated record. Gene Ontology annotation, cellular component: cytosol. The transcript is spliced from 7 exons. Gene Ontology annotation, biological process: fructose 2,6-bisphosphate metabolic process; fructose metabolic process. NCBI's taxonomy places the organism in Eukaryota, Metazoa, Annelida, Clitellata, Rhynchobdellida, Glossiphoniidae. Bases 86 to 859 code for a protein of 257 amino acids.
UAAAAUUUCGGUUUUGAGAGCUGAUUUUAUUUCAAAAAAAUUAUUUUUCCCUAAUUUUGAAAGAAAAUUUAAAAACUGUUCCGAGAUGCAUUGCAGUAAAGCGAAGAUGAUGGACAUCUCCAGUAUUAACGUGGCCCCACUUGCCAUAGUAAUGGUUGGCCUACCAGCCAGAGGUAAAACCUACAUUGCCAAAAAACUGACCAGGUACCUAAAUUGGGUCGGAUUUGAUACUAAAGUGUUCAACGUCGGUGAAUACAGAAGGGAGGCAGUCUCCCAGACAAUGAGUAAUGCCGAUUUCUUCAACCCGAACAACGCAGACGCCAGGACUAUCAGGGAGGAGGUGAAAGUCUCGAGCCCCGAUUACCAAAACACGAACAAAGAGGAGGCUAUUGAGGAUUUCAAACGCCGCAUAUCCCACUAUGAAUCCCAGUACGAACCACUGGACGACAACCUGGAUAGGCAUCUCUCCUUCAUUAAGAUAUUCAACCAGGGCGAAAAGUAUUUGGCGAACAGGGUUCAAGGCCACAUAGAGAGUCGAGUCGUUUACUAUCUUAUGAAUAUUCAUGUCCUGCCCAGAACCAUCUACAUCACCAGGCAUGGCGAGGCGGAGAUGAACAUAAGCGGUCAGAUCGGUAACGAUUGUGACCUCACAGAACAAGGGCAUCAGUUCGCGCACCACCUCGGCAACUUCAUAGCCAAGGAGAUGGGCUCCAGGAAGAAGUUGCGAGUCUGGACGAGUAUGAUGCGUCAGACCAUACAGACGGCCGUGCAAGUUGACGGCUUCGUAGAGCACUGGAAGGCUCUCAACGAGAUUGACGCUGUUCGUCUGCUGUUUUACUGGGUUUUUUUGUUUCGCUAA